This is a messenger RNA of Pan troglodytes (chimpanzee), 2285 nucleotides long. RefSeq lists its product as uncharacterized. The record is from RefSeq and is a predicted model, not a curated record. Lineage: Eukaryota; Metazoa; Chordata; Mammalia; Primates; Hominidae. The transcript is spliced from 5 exons. Bases 1 to 1428 code for a protein of 475 amino acids.
AUGGACCUGGGGAGGGAUUUGGCUGUGAAGCGUGACCAACCAGCCAGGAGGAAGGGGAGGGAUCUUGGAGCUGGCCCACGAUCUGCAGAGAGGAAAGGAUGGCAGGGGAGGGGCAGAGAGGAGCGGGCUAUCUCAGCUCAGAAGCAGACGGAGGAGCUGCAGCUGAAGGCGCCAGGUGAAACAUCCGACACAUGUGGGAACCUUAGUGGUGAUGCAGGCGACAGCAGGUACCAGAAUUUCCAAGACACAGGAAUAGUAUCCAAAUCUCACAGAUGGAAGAAAGCAAUGGGAAGUCUGGCAGCUUGGGAGUCAGGAGAGAAACAGCUGCAGUACCUUUAUAUCUUUGUCAGUGAAAUGUUUAUAACAAGGAAAAACAAAAAUCUGUUUGAAAUCUCCAGUAAGCAGCCCCCAGUGCACCAUCUAGUGGAAGUCAGUCGGUUCUUUUCCCCGGGGAGCCGGACUCUGACUCAACUCCGCAGUUUUUCCUCCACCUGCCGGUCCUCCCCGCCCUGGGUCGGCCCCGCCACCGCCCCCGCCCGGAGUCCCGCGCGUCAACAGGGGUCUCCAGGGGUCCUCAGGGUCCCGCCCGAGGCGGCCCCGCCCCUGCCCCGGCCCCGCCCCCACCUCCUCACAAGGUGCCCGCCGCGGGCUCCCGGGCUGAGGCGCCUAGAGGCCGGCAGGAGGCUCCGGAGGACCGCGGCACCGCUCGGCCCGGUCGCCGGCGCAGGGAGCAGCUUCGGGGGCCGACCCCACCGCCCGAGCCUAGCCCUGGGCUCCGACAGGCGCUCCCCAGAGGCGCCCCAUUACCUGCUCUGGGCUGCCGCGGUCCGCGGGCAGGAGGCGCACUCGCUCUGGCCCCUGCAGCCCCGGGCCCGGAGGCAAGGAGGCAGCGACCGCCACCGCCGCAGAGGACAAUCGGGAGCCAGCGGGCUCGGCACCGCCGCGGCGGGCGCAGAACGCACGAGCCCAGUGGGAGCCCGGCCCCCGCCUCCAGCCCGGCUAGUAACCAACACGGCCCCCACCCUCGGAGGGGCGGGACCGCGGUUGGAGGGGCGGGGCGGGGCUGCACCGCCCGCGGGUAAGAGGGGCCUGCUGAUAGGCUGCGAAGGCGAUAGGCGUCUCAGACUUGAAGACAGCCUCUCCAGCAGAACUCCCUCAUUGGUCGGCAAGAGAAAACAAAGCUGGGCUCUGAUUGGUGACAGCUCUGUAGCUCCUCCUCAUACCCGCAGUCCCCGCAAGUUCCACCCCUGCCCGCCCGGUUCGCUCGCCCUUGGUUCCCACUCCCAGGUGGCUGCAGACUGGGGGGUGUUUCAUGGACGAGCAACCUCCCUGAGGAGAACCCCGGAUACGCAGGUUCAUUCGCCAGAUGCGAGUUUUCUUAAGCCGCUGCGAUUCUCUAAUUUCAGUAUGAACUCGAGUCACCAGUAAAAUGAGCAUUCAUUCAUUAAGCCAAUCAUCAGGAAUAGAUCUAGGAAGAACCUACUGUUUACUAGAAAUAGGUUAGAUCUGUGGAUAUAACAAUGAAUAAGACAAGACUGGUGGAUCUAUAGAGAAACUAUUACUGCACAGGUGAUGGGGAAAUCAAGAGUACUAUGGGGCCAAGGAGACUGUCCUGCAGCAAAUGAGGAAUAAGCUGAAACAUCAGUAGGAGCCAUCCCAGAGAAAAGGGACAGGGUUCUAGAUCCAGAGAACAACAGAAGAGCAUUCAGCGCCUGCAAGGGAGCAGGGGAUCUAAUGCAAAGCCAUUGCGUAACCAGUCAACUUUCCCCACAUCACAAGAUUGCCUAGCCUGGAUGGUCCCAGAAUGUUGAAACAAAUGUCUAAUUAGUAACGACAUUCUGAAUGCUUGGGAGCUGAGCAAAAUAUGAGGAGAAGCAACCUGAUUUUUGUUUCAUAUUAUCAUCUCCUUUAUUCCAGCAACAAAAGACACUGAAAAUAGUAAAUGCCCACUUUCAACCAUGACAGCCCUUUUAGGAUAGUAACGGUGAGCAGUAUUAAUCCUAUUUGACCAGAACUAGGGCAGAGUUGAAGCCCCUGGAGUAGAGAUCUGUUCUAUUAGCCCCAGCCUUUCCGCCUGCUUCUUGGGAUGGCUAUCUUUACUUUAUCAGUUGAGCCUCCAGCAUUAGCAGAUACCUAUAAGGGAAGAGAGCCAGCCCUCACUAUGGAGGGCCAGAAAGAGAAAGCACCAGACAUUAGGAAAUGUCAAAGUAUCUCAGUACAUCCAGCUGAUUAGUGACAGAUAAGUCAAAAUUUGCAGCAACUAAAUAAAUCAAAAAGUAGAUUUU